UGCUCCUCUUGAUUUCAGGUCUCUGUUGGUUAUUAACCAUUCUUCCACUGUACCAUGGAGUCCCUGUCACUACCGUUUCACAGAGACCAAGGCAGCCAUGGAGACGACGAACAGACUCACAAAGGGCUUCGUCGCAAGAGGGAGUUCAUACCUGAGGAAAAGAAGGAUGACCUGUACUGGGAGAAGCGGCGGAAGAACAAUGAGGCAGCCAAACGGUCACGGGAGAAGAGGCGUAUGAAUGACUACAUGCUCGAGACACAUUUCAUGACCCUGAAAGAAGAAAAUACAAGGCUGAGUGCUGAAUUAACGGCCCUGAAGAUGCACUUUGGCCUGGUCCACCCAGCAGCUUACACUUCUUACCAGAGGAACCAUCUUCAAGACCAUACUGGUUUCAGUGCCCCACCCACUCCAAGUAGCAUCCACCACCAGCCAUUGCAGAGGGACUCCCACUGGGUAAGAAGAGGCCCAUCCUUUAUGCCCAGUCACCAACCCUCUCUCCCUGUUUUCAUCCCUGCAUAUGCCCUCCAGACCAUGAGAGGCUACACAUAUAUAAACCCCUCCAGCGGUUCCAGCAGUACCAGCUCGGGCCUCCUCGCGCCCCUGGUCCUCUCUCAAAACCUCUUGCCCACUUCAUUGUCAUGUCCUAUUCCUUUACCCAAAACCAGUGCUACAAGAGCCCCUCCAGAUGAGGAAAAGGAGCAGCAGGUCCCAGGAGUGCCAUCCCAGGGUUGUUCCGCUCUGACCUACAAAAUAACCUCGACAGGAAACAGACACCACUUUCCACCAAGACAGUAUAUGCUUGACUGACCCUAACCUUAAAAUACACAGUUGUAAAAGCUAUAAGUCUGAAGGGCUAGUUGUUAUGGGGGGUUUGUAAAGCGGCUCAUACUAAAAAUAAAAACAAUAUUUUGUUACAUUUAGCUUCAAAACAUUUGUAAAAAAAAAAAAAAAAAAA
Sphaeramia orbicularis (orbiculate cardinalfish) is the source of this 955-nucleotide messenger RNA. RefSeq names its product nuclear factor interleukin-3-regulated protein-like. Gene Ontology annotation, biological process: circadian rhythm; regulation of DNA-templated transcription. The coding region runs from base 55 to 807 and encodes 250 amino acids. NCBI's taxonomy places the organism in Eukaryota, Metazoa, Chordata, Actinopteri, Kurtiformes, Apogonidae. Gene Ontology annotation, molecular function: DNA binding; DNA-binding transcription factor activity. The record is from RefSeq and is a predicted model, not a curated record. The transcript has a single exon. Gene Ontology annotation, cellular component: nucleus.